Pollicipes pollicipes is the source of this 753-nucleotide messenger RNA. RefSeq names its product serine protease inhibitor Kazal-type 12. The record is from RefSeq and is a predicted model, not a curated record. The transcript has 3 exons. The coding region runs from base 75 to 413 and encodes 112 amino acids. Lineage: Eukaryota; Metazoa; Arthropoda; Thecostraca; Pollicipedomorpha; Pollicipedidae. Gene Ontology annotation, molecular function: protein binding.
GAUAAUCGUAAAGGCAAGAAUUGAAUCGCUGAUUGUUUUUUGGGCCUCCAUACCAGUUCGGUCGAAAAGGACAGAUGAUACAUUUAUUUGUCUUUGGGGCGCUGGUGUCGGUGUGCAGCGCAGCACAGAAGCCGUGUUCUUUUCCUAACACGGAGAAGCCGGUGUGUGCCACCGAUGGCAACACAUACAUGAACAUGCAGGAGCUCGAGUGCCUGGCGAUGGAACGACGCCGCGUCGGACUGGAGGAGAUUUUCGUGCGGCACGAUGGCCGGUGUGAUGCCGUCUCCCACCUCAACAAGCGCACCAGCUAUGGCCGCUUCAGCUGGGUGAACAGGCCGUCCAGCGGAGUCAAGCCAGCGGCGUCCGCCGUUGCUCUCUUGGCGGCCCAUGUUGUCAGGGCACGCGCCCUCUGAGCUCUGCCUAUGCCAUUCUAGUCGGCAAACACGUUGCGCCGUGCUUCCAACUGACGUUGCUUUUCACAGCAGGCAUUUGUUCUGCAUUUGUGGUUCACCUAAAACAUGGCAAAGGAUGCGUCUUGCGGAUGUUCACCACGACAGUCCUGAGCAAGUAAGCAUUUUGCUUGAAACUUUUUGGUUUGGCUGCGACAGUGCGAAUGAUCGAUUGUUGUAAUAGACAGAGCGUCACACACGCAGGACUGCCACAAUCCUUUACACGGUGCGGUAUUCCAAUAUUGGAUGUAGCAGCUUGUUUCAAAAAUGACUCGCGAUCUAUGAUCUAGGACUGCGAUCAAGA